This is a messenger RNA of Paramormyrops kingsleyae, 1330 nucleotides long. RefSeq names its product cell adhesion molecule 3-like. Gene Ontology annotation, biological process: cell adhesion. The record is from RefSeq and is a predicted model, not a curated record. Gene Ontology annotation, molecular function: integrin binding. Lineage: Eukaryota; Metazoa; Chordata; Actinopteri; Osteoglossiformes; Mormyridae.
UUUCCUGCGUAAGGAAUCCUAAUUGGCUCUGGACAGUAAAGUAAAGGGCAGUAAUCCCAGUUUUCGGAAAAUGGAAGUUAUAAGUUCGGACAGUUUUCUCCUGAUUUUGUUCGUUGUGGGACACCAGCUGUAUGAAUCCGGAUCCACUGCUGCUGAUGGCUGUCUUGAGCUCCAUCCUAACAGAGUGGUGGUGAGACAUGGAGACCCAGUAUCAGUGAACUGCACAGUGUCCACAGAUCACAGUGGGAUGGGCUGGACAGCUCCAGUAGAUGACGUACCUAAUACACCUGGUGUCCAGUUUCUCACUUGGAGGGUGGAAAGUCUGACAAUCUGGGACUUAAGGCCUCUGUGCUAUGCAAACCGUCCAGGAAAAGCUCAAUGUAAAGAACGUCUCUCAGUCACUGUGUACAAACCACCAGACAGUGUUUCUGUCAGUUCUGUGAACUCUACUGACCCCAUGGUGGAGGGGAGUCAGUACCAGCUGAAGUGUGAGAUCCAGAACAUCGCUCCUGUUCAGAACCUCACUGUGAAGUGGUACAAAGGGCACACAUUAGUACAUGAAGACAGAGACUGUGUCAUAGAAGAUGGAAACAUUGACAAAGAAAAGGCACCUGUGAGUGUGUCCUCCACCCUCCUGAUCACCCCCAGCAGAGCUGAUGAUGGAGCAGAGUACAGCUGUUGGGCAGAACUGGACCUGGGACCAGAAGGACCACAACCCCCCCUAGCAAUGAAAUCAACACCCCUCAAUAUCACUGUGCACUACCCACCAAAGAUCAAAGUAGGGCAGGACAAUGUGACUGUAUCCCAGGGUGGGACGGUGUCUCUGUCCUGCAGCGCCGAGGGGAAACCCCCUCCUCAGGUCCAAUGGAGCUACAGAGAUGCUGGGAAUGUGAGGGUCACCAGCUCUGGGGGCAACAGCACUGCUGUCAUCACAGAAGCUUCAUCUGCCAAUGAAGGGUUUUACAACUGCACUGCCACCAACAGGCUGGGGAGUGACACUGCAACAGUGUUUGUCACCGUGACCAGGACCAGCACCAGCCCACCACCGGACACAACAACAGUGUUUGUCACCGUGACCAGUACCAACCCACUACCGGACACAACAACAGCGUUUGUCACCGUGACCAGGACCAGCCCACUACCGGACACAACAGGACCACAAAUAUUAACUAAAAUUCCAGGUCCUUCAGGACCAGCACCCUGGAUUAUUUCAGUAUUAGUGGCUAUGGUUGUGACUGUAGCUGUCAUCUGCAUAUGUUUUAUAUAUCGGAAGUUCAUCAAAAAAUCGGGUUCCCAGCCUGUGUGAAUUACGUUGCUGUAACAUGGUAGG